Molecule: messenger RNA, 1215 nt
Organism: Psylliodes chrysocephalus
Lineage: Eukaryota; Metazoa; Arthropoda; Insecta; Coleoptera; Chrysomelidae
Source: the annotation of a GenBank genome assembly
AUGUUCAAAAUCCUCAUUGUCUGCAUCGUCAUCAACUUGGCGCUGAUAGACGCCAAAAUUUUCGACAGAUGCACCCUGGCCAAGCUACUGAAAACCAAAUACCACUUCCCGCGUAGCCAGAUUUCCAGAUGGAUCUGUAUAGUUCAACACGAGUCCAACUUCAACACCAAAGCGAUGAACAAGGUCACCAUGGACUACGGACUGUUCCAAAUCAGCCAAAAGUAUUGGUGCGAUCCAGCUCUAGAUACUCCCAAAGGUGGAUGCAACACUCCUUGUACGAAAUUCAGAGAUGAUAAUAUUAACGAUGAUGUCAAAUGUGUUAAAACUAUUUAUAAAGAAUUUAAGAGGCUGAAAGGAAACGGUUUUAAAGCUUGGACAACCAUCAUAAUGAGCUUCAAAAUCAUCUGUUUGAUCGUGGCUGUGCAAGUAGCCCUCAUAAAUGCCAGAAUCUACGACAGAUGCACCCUAGCUAGAGAGUUAAGGCACAAAUACCAGUUUCCAGCUAAUCAGAUUCCAACGUGGAUAUGCAUUGUUCAACACGAGUCAAACUUCAAUACUGCCGCUAUAAACAAAGACUCACACGACAAUGGUCUGUUCCAAAUCAGCCAGUUGUAUUGGUGCGAUCCCGUGAUGAACGCCCCGUAUGCCGGAUGUCAUGUCAGUUGUGACAGUUUAAGGGACGAUAAUAUCGAUAAUGAUGUCGCUUGCAUUAAGCAGAUUUUCAACGAAUUCCAAGGACCCGAACACGAAUCCAAUUUUAACACCAAAGCGUACAAUCCUGAAACAGCCGAUUACGGUAUAUUCCAAAUUUCAUCGAUCUUCUGGUGCGAUUUACCCAACAAUGCACAUGCCAAUGGCUGUCACAUUCCAUGCUCGGCUCUACUAGACGACAACAUCGACGAUGACGUGAAAUGUCUCAGACAAGUUUUUGACGAACAUCAAAAGUUACAAAAAAACGGUUUUAAAGCUUGGACUACUUACAAAUAUUGCACUGGUAACGUUAAGAGUUACGUCCAAGGUUGUAAUUUAUAAAUACUUAUAAGUUCUUUUUGCAUUUCAUAGUAUUAAAUAAUGUUUAAAUUUUAAUUAUUUCUGAAUGGUUUUUUGGUAGCUUUAAAUAAAAAAAAAAUAGCUUAUAUUUGCUGUUUUUUAAUGUUAAUCGAUUAUAUCAGUUCCCAUUCCUACCCAAUGAUAUAUAACUCUACAGGUAAAGAA